AUGGACCUCAUAAAGCUUGAGAAUCCGGUGGACGACGAACCGAUCCCGCCUCCUCCAUCCGUCGCCGAAGCGAUCCCAGAUUGGAGCAUUUGCGGCCCGCAGAGUUGCGGUGACCACCACCACCAUCCUGCCCUGGUUUACCCAGAUCUUGCCCAAGAAAAUGCGGCGGACUCUUCACCCGACUUCGUCUGUGAUGUCUGCGAUGGUAGGGAGAGCACCUCGCAGAUGCACCUGCUGCAUUGCGGUCACAGGCUCUGCCGUCCCUGUCUGAACCGGGCGGCGACGGUUGCCCACAGUACGAUCCUCGAGAACGAAGAGGAAAUCGACCUGCUUCUUUCACUUCACGACGACUUCGCUGAAGACGCCUACUUGAACCGUGACAAGCCGAAACUCGCAGCUACCCUCAAGGAAAAGGCUCUCUCAUGGCGCCGUGAAGCCUGGGAACUCUCCGGGUUCAUGUGCUGUGGCGAGAUGAGCGGAUUUUGGGAACACACGAGCUGCAUGGAUCCCGGCAUUGCCAAGGCUGCAUGGAAGGACUUUCACUACCUCCGGACACCGGUUGAGGACCGACUCUUCUGCGGCUGGCCUGACUGCAACGCAUUCGUCCCUCAGGUCUGUUGGUACGUCCGCGAGAAAUCGCCCCGCUGGUACUGCGUGUCGUGCGGUGGGAACUCACAGAUCUCGUCUUCAAACCGUGAUGGGAUCGAACGCCCCUGUCCCGCAAGGUAA
Phialemonium atrogriseum is the source of this 729-nucleotide messenger RNA. RefSeq lists its product as uncharacterized. The transcript has a single exon. NCBI's taxonomy places the organism in Eukaryota, Fungi, Ascomycota, Sordariomycetes, Cephalothecales, Cephalothecaceae. The coding region runs from base 1 to 729 and encodes 242 amino acids. The record is from RefSeq and is a predicted model, not a curated record.